Messenger RNA from Marmota monax (woodchuck), 2303 nucleotides. RefSeq names its product acyl-CoA thioesterase 6 (gene Acot6). The record is from RefSeq and is a predicted model, not a curated record. Gene Ontology annotation, molecular function: fatty acyl-CoA hydrolase activity. The transcript is spliced from 3 exons. Bases 72 to 1337 code for a protein of 421 amino acids. NCBI's taxonomy places the organism in Eukaryota, Metazoa, Chordata, Mammalia, Rodentia, Sciuridae. Gene Ontology annotation, biological process: fatty acid metabolic process; acyl-CoA metabolic process.
CCCACGCCUAGAGAGGCCAGGCCAGGGUCAGGAGCUCUCCGAUCCGUCUUUCCCUUUCCCCGCGGGUGGGCAUGGUUGCGAAGCUGAUCCUGGAGCCCGCGGGCCGCAGCUGCUGGGACGAGCCGCUACACAUAACCGUGCAAGGCCUGGCCCCCAGGCAGCAGGUCACGCUGCGCGCGUCCCUGCGCGACGAGAAGGGCGCGCUCUUCCGCGCCCACGCGCGCUACCGCGCGGACGCCAGGGGCGAGCUGGACCUGGCGCGCACGCCCGCGCUGGGCGGCAGCUUCGCGGGCCUGGAGCCCAUGGGGCUGAUCUGGGCCAUGAAGCCUGAUAAGCCAUUAGGGCGCCUGGUGAAGCGGGACGUGCAGACGCCUUUCGUGGUGGAGCUGGAGGUGCUGGACGGCCACGAGCCCGACGCUGGGCGGCUGCUGGCUCGGGCGCUGCACGAGCGCCACUUCCUGCCGCCCGGGGUGCGGCGGGUGCGGGUGCGCGCGGGCCAGGUGCGGGCCACGCUCUUCCUGCCGCCAGGUGAGGGGCCCUUCCCUGGGAUCAUCGAUCUGUUUGGAAGUGGUGGUGGCCUUUGUGAAUACAGAGCCAGCCUCCUGGCUGGGCAUGGUUUUGCUGUGCUUGCUCUGGCUUACUUCAGAUUUGAAGACCUCCCUGAAUAUUUGAGUGAUAUGCGCCUGGAGUACUUUGAAGAAGCUGUAGACUUUAUGCUACAACAUCCAAAGGUGAAAGGUCCCAAUGUUGGGCUUCUUGGUUUCUCCAAAGGAGGUGACCUAUGUCUCUCAAUGGCUUCUUUCUUGAAGGGCAUCACAGCCACUGUACUUAUCAACGCCUGUGUGGCCAACACAAUAGCUCCUCUGCAUUACAAGGAUAUGAUUAUUCCUGAUCUUGGCAAUGAGCUAAGUAACAAAAAAAUCACUGAGUCAGGCCUUUUGAAUUUGGUAGACAUCUGGAAAAAUCCACUGGAGGAACACAACCAUCGAAGUCUUAUUCCACUGGAAAAGGCACAGGGACCCUUCCUGUUUAUUGUUGGCCUGGAUGAUCAUAACUGGAAAAGUGAAUUCUAUGCUCAUAUAGCCUCUGAAAGGUUACAAGCUCAUGGAAAAAACAAACCCCAGAUAAUCUUCUAUCCAAAAACUGGCCAUUGUAUUGACCCACCUUACUUUCCUCCUUCUACAGCCUCUGUGCAUGCAAUUUUGGGUGAAGCAGUAUUCUACGGAGGUGAGCCUAGGGCUCAUUCAAGGGCACAAGAAGAUGCCUGGCAGCAAAUUCAAAUUUUUUUUCAAAAAUAUCUCAAUGGUAAAAAAUCUGUCCAGCACAGCAAAAUAUGACUUUGCAAUCAUAGACCAAAUAUCAUUCAUAAAAAUAUUAAUUCUACAAUUUCUGUUAGGCUUGCCAGAACACUUAGGAAACUUUUUAUCACAAAAGCAAACAGCUUCCUUGUCAGGUCCUGCUGGACUCAGCCUUUUCAACCCUCCUUCCUUCGCUGCUGGACCCAUUCCUCUCUCCCCGAACUUUACCCAAUGUAUAGAUUUAAACCUGAUCUUAUCUGUAUAGGAUUAAUCUUCUUUUAGGCAAAAGAAAUGUAAGAAGUGCUUGCCUGACUCUCAGUUGCUGGUCUACCUUUAGCCUUGUGUCUAGUUCUGAGGAUGAGUUUCCGUAUUGUUCUGAAAUCUCAUUUCUCCUUUGGGCCCUAAUUGAUCUAGUCUGAGCUUUGGAAACUUUCCCACUCAGGUCCCAAAAAUAUGGCUUCUGCCACAUUUUUGCCAUUAUGCAUUCCUGAAAAUUUACUCAAGCCUUGUCCCCAACCGCUAGACUGAUGACUGGGGGCAUGUCCCUGUUGAUAUACUUCCUUUAUGUUUACCAUCUGUAUGGAUUCCCAGUCACUAUAUGGUCCCUGCCUGUCAGGAGGAAUGCCCUUGAUGCUAAGAUUUCAGGACUCUACCUUGUGCGGGCCAUGGCCUUCAUCUUUGGAUGUCAUGUAUACCUGCCAAAUCAGACUUCCUCCCAGCACCAUCUUGCUCCUGUUACUUUCCAUGAGGGAAGGACUAGAAUGGAUCUGCUUCAACCCACUGCAGCUGAAGCACAAUCUAGAGUCCGGAGAUACCAGAGCAGAGGUCUUCCCUGAGCACAAGAAAUUUUUUUCUGAGACGUCAGAGAAAACCUGAAGCUUUCUUCACAUAAAAUCAUGGUUUCCUGGGACUGAGGUUUGGCUUAGUGGUAAAGCACUCACCUAGCACGUGCAAGACACUGGGUUUGAUCCUCAGCACCACAUAAAAAUAAAUAAGUAAAAUAAA